Molecule: messenger RNA, 8102 nt
Organism: Dromiciops gliroides (monito del monte)
Lineage: Eukaryota; Metazoa; Chordata; Mammalia; Microbiotheria; Microbiotheriidae
Gene: BCL2
Product: BCL2 apoptosis regulator
Exons: 2
Coding region: 1255-2022 (255 amino acids)
Biological process (GO): extrinsic apoptotic signaling pathway in absence of ligand; negative regulation of intrinsic apoptotic signaling pathway; intrinsic apoptotic signaling pathway in response to DNA damage
Cellular component (GO): mitochondrial outer membrane
Molecular function (GO): protein homodimerization activity; protein heterodimerization activity
Source: RefSeq, a predicted model, not a curated record
GAAGAAGGGGUUUAGAGGGGGAGAACUUCGUAGCAGUCAUCCUUUUUAGGAAAGGAGGGAAAAAUAAAACCCUCCCCUCACGGCUUUACCCCCACCCCUUCACCAGCACCACCACACACAGCGAGCUCGCCUCUCGUGGAGCACACGGUGGUGUGCUGUACGCUUUCUGCCUUCAUUUACCAAGCAGCUUUUUGGAAAAUGUCUUUUCUGUCCGGAGUUUAAUCAGAAGGGGAAUUUUUUUCUUUUUUGCUCUUCCAUCUUUUUUCCUUUCUCUUUUAAAUGGAGACGUGAAGCAGUCAUUGGAAUAGAGAUCAAUGCCUGUACGCGCGCGCGUGUGUGCGUGUGUAAAUUGCACAGGGAAAACCACAGGACUUCUGCAAAAUACUGGAUUGAAAAUUGUAAUUCAUCUGCUGCCGCCGCCGCCACUGCCUUUUUCUUUCUUUCUUUUUCCCCCCUCCUUUUUACUCCUGGAUUCUCCGAUUGGAGUUUCUAGGGUUUGACACUUCUUCUGGAGGUGUCUGAAACAGAAGUCUGGGAAUUAAUUUGGAAAUUCUUCUAAUUUUUUCCAACUCCUGAUUCAUUUGGAAGUUUCAGAGCAAAUAUAACUUGAAAAUCCUGAAGAUUUGUGGGAUUUCCCCCCCCUUAUGAGCUUGUUCUGUUUUCACAAAAAGGAAACUUGACAGAGGAGCACACAGUACUUAAAAGACAAGUAAGUUCCUUGCACAGGAAAAAUUACUUUCUGUAACUUUUAAUAGAGCUUUGAGGUUUUACCUAAAAGUGCAUUAGAAUAUGUUUGAUUCCAAAACUAGUAAAUUCUUAUAAGUUGUAAAAUGUGUAGCAGUCGUGGUAGUUACGAACCACAUUCACCUAGAGUAUCUAGAAGAAAGUGCACCUGAUUUUGACUCAGUAUGAGCUUUUUUUUUUACCUUUCAGCAUCACCGAGGAAAUAGAAUAAAAUAAUCUAAAUAAUAACAAUAGCGUGCCUGAUGAAAUAAAAAAGAUACAAACGGAAUUUAAAACAUAAAAAUACUGUGCAUCUCAUACCAAGGGGGAAACACCAAGAAGAAUAAAAUAUUCCAGAGAGACAAGACUCCCCCAGGGUCAAGAAAUGAAAAGCACAUCCAAUAAAAUAACCGGAUUAUAAUUAUUAUUCUGUAUUUUGGGGGGGUGUGGGGUGGGAAAGGGAAUAAGAGGUGGGUGUUGUCACCAUUUGGCUGCUCUCCUUGGUAUUGACUGCUCCCUCCUUUGGGAAUCAUGGCUCACCCUGAAAGAAGAGGGUAUGAUAACCGGGAAAUAGUGAUGAAAUACAUUCAUUAUAAGCUGUCACAGAGAGGGUACGAGUGGGAUGCCGGAGAUCUGAUGGCACCAGCCUCUCCAAGUCUUCCUCCUGUUGUUGCUUCUGCCCCUGCUGUUGGGAUCUUCUCUACCCAGCCAAGACAUACACCUCUGCCUGCUGAACCCCAGGAUUUGGCCACUUCUGCUGCUGCUGCUAGAAACUCACCUUUGCCUCCUCCUCCUGCUGUUGCUGCUGCUGCUACUGCUGCUGCUGGACCUGCUGUCAGUCCAGUGCCACCUGUGGUCCACCUGACCCUCCGUCAAGCUGGAGAUGAUUUUUCUCGAAGGUACCGGAGAGACUUUGAUGAAAUGUCAGGUCAGCUGCACCUGACCCCUGUUACUGCUAGGGGACGCUUUGCCACAGUGGUGGAGGAGCUGUUCAGGGAUGGGGUGAACUGGGGGCGGAUCGUGGCCUUCUUUGAAUUUGGUGGUGUUAUGUGUGUGGAGAGCGUCAACCGGGAGAUGUCGCCCCUGGUGGACAGCAUUGCCCUGUGGAUGACUGAGUACCUGAACCGGCAUCUGCACAACUGGAUCCAGGAUAACGGAGGAUGGGAUGCCUUUGUGGAAUUGUACGGCAACAGCAUGAGGCCUUUGUUCGAUUUCUCCUGGCUGUCUCUGAAGACUCUCCUGAGCCUGGCUCUGGUGGGAGCUUGCAUCACUCUUGGUGCCUACCUGGGACACAAAUGAAUCAGCAAAUAUGCGGUGGAUAGAUAUGCAAAAGGCUCACUAAACUGUAGAAAUAGUAUGCAUUUUUUCAGUGAUAUGUAAUGAAAUUUGGGCGUGGUCUCUCUUUAAAAAAAAAAAGGAAAAAGGAAAACAUUGGAGAAAACUUCUGGGCAAAAUAUUAAAUCAGCUAUUUACUGCCAAAGGGAAAUAUCAUUUAUUUUUACAUUAUUAAAAAAAUUAUUUAUUUAAGACAUUUACAUUUAACCUCCUGUCUUCAGAAACUCUGCCGCUUACAACAAAGUAACACUUACUACGGCUCCACACAGAAUCUCCUGUGCCUAUAAACGCUGAUUUGUUUUAGACCGAGUUGGCUGGACUGACUCAAUCUCCGAAGAACAAACAAAACCGACAAAGGACCUUACUGUUGGGGAAGCGCUUUUUUAGGCUGCUUGAGGUUAGGGAGGUGGGUGCAUUUUAUGUGCAUUUAUUUGCCCCAAAUGGAAGUCGAAUUAUUUCCUUCUGGAAAAAAAACAGACACUUUGCAUAUGAUUUUCAUGGUGCACACACCAUCUGAAGAAGAAAAAAAGGAUACUUUGGGGCAGACUUGUGAUCCAUUAAGAUUCUUCACCCUUCCUCCACCUCCCCAGGACAGCUAUGGGAAAUAGAAUCUUAAACCAUAUAUGAAAGUAUUUUUUUAAGCUACCAAUUGUGCCGAGACAGCCUUUUAACAAUUAAGACAAUACCGUCCAAUACCUUAAACACUGAUUUGUCUGUUCAGAUACUCAGAGAUACAUCUGUCCAAAUACUCCCUAUCUGAGUCGGAAACUGGCUCCUUUGGAACGUCAAGAAAUCAGCGUCAGUGAUUUCUUCAGCAUCAGGGUGUUUGGGGGUUUUGUUUUGGGGUUUUUUUGAGCUACUCACACAGAAACAUCAGGACACCAUAAGUGCCUGUUUCUCCAGGGUAAGACUGCAGCUUUCAGGCCUGUCUUGUGUCCCAACUAAGUGGGCUCAUUCCUGGAACCGAGCCCAUGCAGGCACUGGCCUCCAUGAGGGUUUUUAAACAGUGCAGUGUGGUCUCUGAAUCUUUGGAAGUUAGAAAAGUUUUGAAUUCCAUUGGCAAGUAAAAGAAACGGGUUUUUUUCCAUUCAAGAAAGAACUGUAAGUGGGGCUCUGCUAGGGCCUGUUUAUCAAAUUGUAGAUAAUGAAAUCAAUUUAGGCUCAUUUUUCCAAUUUAAAGUGGAGCUUUGGGACAAAAACCUUUUUUCCCCCCACGUUGGUCAUUCCUUAAGAUUGCAGCUGAAGAAGAAAAAGCUCACAAGGUCGCCACCCAGAUCAUCUCAACAACUUCAGAAAACAGCUUCAGUCCAGGAGGAGGCACAAAGAAGACCCCUUCUGCCUUUGUGUUGGGGAGGGGAGAGAGAGAGAGAGAAAGAGAGAGAGAGAGAGAGAGAGAGAGAGAGAGAGAGAGAGAGAGAGAGAAUAUAAAUGUGGUAAAGAAUGGAAAGCUUUGCUUCCUUUUUUCAUCCAGAUUGUAAAUGUAUCUCAAACAAGGCAGACAGAUGAGGAACAAUAAACUGUACCAAAUACUGUCCAAGCAACAUGCCCAUUUUUGGGGACUGAGCCUCUGACAUAUCCAUGUGGUUUAAAGGCAGGUUUUAAUAAAGAAGAGAAAUGUCAAAAGGAGUGUUGUGGACUAACUGACUUAUGCCUAUGGAAUUUGAUGGUAAAACUCAUUAGCUCAUCAUUAUUAUUAUUUGUUCUUAUUUGAAAACCUGGAAGGGGGAGGGAAAAGUUCCAGGUAUGGAAUGUGGAGAUUAUCUGCACAUCCUGGGAGCAAGGAAAAGAGAAGGGAAAAAAAUGGUGGUUAAAACGAUAGAGGAAUCUCAAAAGAGAUCUGACCUCCAGCUAAUAAACUAGAGAAGAAUUUGUUUUUCGUUUAGAUUUCACUCUGUGAUGUACCUGAAAUACAUUUGAGGCAUUAUGGCAUUAUAUACCAUUUAUCUGUAUUAACUAUGGAAUUUAUUUUGUUCAAUGUUUAAUGCUGUAGUUGUGUUUUCAAAGCUGCUUUUUUAAAGAUAGUGCAUCUCAGCAUUUUAAAAUGUUUUAUUUAGUUAUGGCCUCUACACUAUCUGUUAGCAAGGAUGAGGAUUUUCCAUUUGAAGUUUUGUAUUUUGACUCUCCAGAAACUCUUAACAGCACUUCCUGUAGCCUUUGGACCUUGGACUGCUGAAGAAGAGAGAAAUGUAGCUUUUAUGGGCAUUCAUCUCAACAUGUAAUGUUAUGUACCUUUGCUUUGAAACAGAAAUGUUGAAACAAAGCAAAACAACAUUUUCUGUGGUUCCCCCGGACCUUGUUCCUUGCAGCUUUACUUGACCUGGGCAAUUCCGAGUUUAAUAACUCAUUUAAUAACUUGUUAUUUGAGAUAACAUGCACAUUUAGCUAUAACCAUGGGGUCCAUUUGGAUGAAAAUCAAGGAUAGAGAUUUUCUAGGGCCUUAUAGCAAUUAAGAAUCUGGCCCUGGAAGUGUUUGACUUUUACAAAGUUACAUCAAAAUGGCCCAUUUCAAUCCAGGUACCAAGUAAAGCCAUGGGAGCUGAUUUAAAUGGGCCAUUUUUCUUGAGAGUUAGUAGCACUUAUGGGUUCACACUUGGAACAGAAUAGACUUGUAGAGUGGAAAAUGGCAUGACUUAAAAGUCACUAUUCAGAACCAAAUCAGUAAAGAAGAUGAAUUAAUUUUUUGGUUUCAAUUUUGAAAUGUUUUAUUAUUUUGUGAAAGGUUUACAUUAUCAAAAGUGGCAAAUAUUGAACCGAAAGCCCUGUGCUGCUAUGCCAACAAGAUCACCUGCAUGGAGUUGGUUUUAUAUUUCACUCCAAGUGUCAAGAUUCUCCAAGCUGCUUUAUAGAAGUAAUAUGAAGUACCUUAUGGACAUUUAAAAGAUAAAGUCUGAUUAGUGUCUGAUUGUCUUUGUGGUUGUUAUUGUUAUUGUUCUUUUUUUAAAAAAACCUGGGCUUCCCAGUAUAUUAGUAAAGUGUAUAUAUAUAUGUAUAUAUAUAUAUUAAAAAAAAGUCAUGGUGGUUGAAGUUUGUUUGUUUGUUUCUUGCUGUUGGGGUUCUUGUUUUCUGGUAUUCCCCACAGAAAACUUUUGCCACCUGACUCUAGAAUUGUACAGUAUUGCCAUGCCUGCACUUGCUCAGAGACUAGUUGAUAAUGUAUUUCUUAUUGUUAAACAUACUAGAAAUGAUGAAUGUAUAUAAAAGUCUGAACUAAUCAAAUCUUUUUCUCCCUCUUCUUUACUAGCGUAUUGUUCUCUAUUUCUAUUCCUUUGGGCAUACCCUCACUGAAUCAUUUACACCUAAUUUUUAUGUGAAACACAUACAUACCUCACACACACCACACACACACACACCCCUCACACUAAAUGUUGGCUAAUAGCCAUUCUUCCAUCCUUGACAAAAAGUGAUUCACAUAUUGUCUAGGACAGAGAUAUAAAAGAUACACAUUUCAACUGGGACCAUUGGCAUUAAGAAAAAGCUAUGAGGGAAAGAGCACUCCACUGUCUUCAUGAAUAAAUAAACCCUUAUUUCCUAAAGGCUUUGAAAAUCUUUCAUGUAGAAAAGGACCACUUCUACAUUAAAGAACCUUUAGCAUAGAGGAAGAAAAACGCUGUGUUGGUUAGUCAACCAAGUUGUACCAGCCAAAAUAUUCAUAAAGGGCAGAAAUUAUUUUUAGACUCUUUUUGUGGAAAGUAAAGUUCAGAAAUGUAGCAAGUACUCAGAAAAUUCUGGGAGUGGGGGGGGUGGGGGUGGAACCCAAACAUAAAACAAGAGCUUGCUCUCAAAUCUCUAUUUCACUUUGUAAGUUUCAGACAUGCCCACUGAUUUAGAAAUGGUUUUUAAUCACACAGUCAAUCAUCAAGCAUUUAUUGAACAUUUCCUCUCUUCCCCUUAGUAGGUGCAAUGAUAAUAAAAUCAAAAGGGAUUAAGAAUCAUGUUUAAAAGGGAAGGAUCAGGGCCCUCCCAGCAAUACGACAUCCAGGACUGACUAAAUUUUCAAGAGUCUAGUAAUGCUUAAUUUGCCUUGAAGCAAACAAUUAAAAACCUCCACCUUAAAUCCUGAUUUAACCUGUUCAGUCCUUUCAAGGUUGUGCCUGUGGUUACUCUUUCUUAUCACUUAACAUUGAAUGAUUUACAUGGGCCCAGUGAAAAACAGAGGAAAGCCUUUGGAAAGUAAAUGGUUCUAAGGAUAUUAGGGAACAGAGUUGAAGCUCUGAUUCCAAUUUUAUCUUUUGGUGUCUUAGGCAACAGGAGAUGAAUGUAAUUGCCCAUGUAAAAAAAAAAAAACAACCCAACAACCACUCCCCUCCCCAACGCACAGAUCUCAAAUACAAGUCCAUGUAGAGUCCAAUCAGAUGAUUCUUGUUACUUUGAAUUGCAUAUGUAUUUAGGAGUUUUUAUUGUAAUAAUGCACGGGGGGGGGAUUAACAGUAACAUAUCAACAUUUAUUGAGAUCAAAUUAGUUUUUGUUUGUUUUUGGUUUGGUUUGGUUUUUUUUUGUUUGUUUUUUGCAGGGCAAUGAGGGUUAAGUGACUUGCCCAGGGUCACACAGCUAGUAAGUGUCAAGUUUCUGAGGCUGAAUUUGAACUCAGGUCCUCCUGAAUCCAGACCCGGUGCUUCAUCCACUGUGCCACCUAGCUGCUCCCUGAUCAAAUUAGUUUUAACAGAUGAUUUACAGAAUAAGCAGACCUGACUAAUUUACUGGAAACUAAAUAUGGAAAAAUUGAAAUAGAACCUUUACUAGUACUAAAAAAUAAUAUCACAUAAUAAUGAUCCAAUGUGAUAAGUGAAUGUGUAGCAUCUAAGAGCAUUUUGCCACUCUCAUAUACAGCUCAACUGGCAGUGGAAUUGGAAGUUCAUUUCAGUAUGAUAGUCUUGAUGAUAAAAAACAACAACACACACACACACAAAACUCCCUUAGAAAUUACCACUGGAUGUAAAUUUGCAUUGCAGGUGCGUGUGGUAGGUAUUUAAACAGUUGUUUGUUUCAACCAGUAGGAUAAUCAAUGACACAGCCUACCUUAUAGUAGGGACAUUUUUUCCCCUUAUUUGCUUUUAUAGAGCAUGAUGAUAAGGAUGACAAUGUAAAUCAUGAUUCUUUCUCAUUAAACGGAGUAAAUGAUGAUACCAGUCAGUUAGGUAUGCAAGACAGAAGUAUCCUUUUAUGUGAUCUGGUCCUCUCUUUCAUGUUCACUCAAUGUAUAGGCACUUAAAAGCAAGUCUCCCCUGUCACAAUGGGAAUUGGACAUUGUGGAUGGUUCAGCAGAAAUUCAUCAUAGCUCUCAGAAAAAUAACUCAAAAGUGUCUCUUCUGCUGCUGGUAGGUAAAACAUGCCAUCUCUGUAUGUAAUACCCAGCACAUUAAUGACAUCAAAGGCUGAGACAGAAACUGGGUAUCCUAGUCACUUGUAUCAAGGUACAAGGGUUGUGACCUUGUAGAUAGAUGAUAGAGCUAUUAUGGCAGUGAUUCUUAAGGCUGUGUUACUACAAGUUGACUCCAAUGCAAGUGGGCAUUAACUCUAUGCAUUUCCAUUUUUUCCUUGGGAAAAAGUUUAUAGCUAGUUUGCUUGAUGGAAUGUAAUACAAUCUUCAUUUAUAUUGGCCAGGUUAGCAUUGUGAAGUGGUUGUAGCUGGUCUGAUUUCCUUUGGGGAACCUAAACAGCUGCAUUCAUUACAAUUUUUUGAAGCCUUCAAAAUAUCGAAAUACUAUCUGCUUGGACUCUUCCCCCACCUUAAAUUAAACUUUAUAUAAUUCAACUUUAUGCUGAAUGUUUUGACUUUUACCUCCCAGGAACUCCUCUAAGUUUUCUGUUUUUAACUUGGGAAUUGAGUUUUCAUUAUCACCAGCAUAAUUGUACAUAAAGCAAAUUUUGUUUACGCAGUACCUUGGAUAUAUAUGUAUGUGAAAGUAAAGUAGUUUUCCAGUUUGCUACCAUUAAAUACAAUGGCAUUGUUUUUAUGUUAGUUGUUUGGGGGGGGAGGGGGAAUCACAUUGCCAUUAAAUUUGUUGUGUCUGUCCAGUUAUUAUUGUGAAACAAGAAAAAUAAA